Molecule: messenger RNA, 1275 nt
Organism: Lachancea dasiensis
Lineage: Eukaryota; Fungi; Ascomycota; Saccharomycetes; Saccharomycetales; Saccharomycetaceae
Source: the annotation of a GenBank genome assembly
AUGUCAGCUAUCAACAUGAUUUUCAAGAGGAACUUGGCCUCGCUGAGCAAGGUCAAAGUUAAAACGCCGAUUGUGGAGCUGGAUGGAGACGAAAUGACCCGCAUCAUCUGGGACCGCAUAAAGAACCGGCUGGUGCUGCCCUACGUGGACGUGGACCUCAAAUACUACGAUCUGUCGGUCACCAACCGGGACAAGACGGACGACAUCGUGACGCACGAGGCGGCGCAUGCCAUCGCUAAGUACGGAGUGGGUGUGAAGUGCGCUACCAUCACUCCCGACGAGCAGCGUGUGGAAGAGUUCAAGCUGAAGAAGAUGUGGAGGUCGCCCAACGGUACUAUCCGCAACAUCCUGGGCGGCACGGUCUUCCGGGAGCCCAUCGUUAUCCCCAGGAUCCCGCGGCUGGUGCCCGGCUGGGAGAAACCGAUCAUCAUCGGUCGUCACGCCCAUGGCGACCAAUACAAGGCCACUGACGCCGUGAUCGAGAAACCCGGUGUGUUGGAGCUUGUGCACAAGCCAGCGGACGGGUCUGCGCCCCAGGUGAUGCAGGUUUAUGACUACAAGGCCGGCGGCGUGGCCUUGGCCAUGUACAACACCGACGAAUCCAUCCGCGGAUUUGCACACGCGUCGUUCAAACUGGCAAUCUCCAAAAAGCUCAAUUUGUUCUUGUCGACCAAGAACACCAUUUUGAAGCAGUACGACGGUCGUUUCAAGGACAUCUUUGCCGAGAUCUACGAAGCGCACUAUAAAUCUGAGUUUGAGAGCGCGGGCAUUUACUACGAACACCGUUUGAUCGACGACAUGGUCGCUCAAAUGAUCAAAUCCAAGGGCGGUUUCAUCAUGGCUCUCAAGAACUACGAUGGGGACGUCCAAUCCGACAUCGUAGCUCAAGGUUUCGGCUCGCUUGGCUUGAUGACCUCGAUCCUCGUCACUCCUGACGGCAAGACUUUCGAGAGUGAAGCUGCCCAUGGCACUGUCACUAGACAUUUUAGACAACACCAACAGGGUAAAGAGACUUCCACCAACUCCAUUGCGUCCAUUUUUGCUUGGUCUCGCGGCUUAGCAAAGCGCGGUGAGCUGGACAACACACCAGAGGUAACUAACUUCGCCCACAAGUUGGAGGAGGCCACCUUGAAGACUGUGCAAGAAGAUGGGAUCAUGACUAAAGACCUGGCCAUUGCUUGCGGCAAUAGCGAGCGUUCCGCGUACGUAACCACUGACGAGUUUUUGGAGGCCGUGGAAAAGAGACUCAAGAAGGAGAUCGAGUCGUCAGCAUAG